Molecule: messenger RNA, 2139 nt
Organism: Gastrolobium bilobum
Lineage: Eukaryota; Viridiplantae; Streptophyta; Magnoliopsida; Fabales; Fabaceae
Product: phospholipase A1 PLIP2, chloroplastic-like
Exons: 5
Coding region: 1-2139 (712 amino acids)
Biological process (GO): lipid metabolic process
Molecular function (GO): glycerophospholipid phospholipase A1 activity
Source: RefSeq, a predicted model, not a curated record
AUGGAUACUCUGUGUUUACAAAGUAGCAUUUCUGGGAUAGCACCUUCCAUUCAUAUUACAGCAAAUGCACGUGCUCAGUCUCAAGUUAGCGCGGUGGGGCGUUCCUCCGCCACCGACAAAUCCUCGUUGUUUUCUAGAUUCUCAUUUAUAUACCCUUUGAAGUCUCUUUGGCACCGAUCAACUGGGAAUGCUAUGUACAAUGUCGACGACGCCGUUUUGGUGGAGAACGCCGAGGGACAGAAUGGAAUGGCGGAGCCAGAAGACGAAGGAGAGGGUCAAAAUGGGAAUUGGGUGUUAAAGAUUUUUCAUUCCAGUUAUGUUUGGAGAAAGGAACAAAAGGAGAGCGGUGCUAAUGAUGAAGAGAAAGAGGAAGUUGUGGCGAAUGAUGAAACCGAUGAAGAAGAAGAGGAGGAGUGUGAAUGUGAUGAUGGUUGUAGGAUUGAUGAAGAAGAAGAAGAAGAGGUUCGGUUCGAUAGAGACUCGUUUUCGAGAAUGCUUCGGAGGGUGUCCUUAGCUGAAGCCAGAUUGUAUGCGCAAAUUUCCCACUUGGGCAACUUGGCAUACUCUAUUCCCAAAAUCAAGCCAGGGAACCUCUUAAAAAAGUAUGGUCUGCGUUUUGUAACUUCAUCUAUAGAGAAGAAGGAAUUAGCCGCAGCAGCUGAAAAAAUUCAGGCAUCUGCUGCAACUCAGGAAGAAGAAACUAAUGAGAAGGAUGCAGGAGAAAGAAAAGAGCAGAAGAAUGGUGGAUACAAGAUAAGUGCAUCUUUUGCUUAUGAGAUUGCUGCAUCUACUGCCUCUUAUCUCCAUGCUCAGACAAGAAGCAUACUUCCAUUCAAAUCGUCUAACGGUGUGGUUGGUGAAGGUUCACUUGAGGCAAGCAAGGAAAGCGUUGACAGUGUUAACACGGCAAACACAGAGGUGGCAUUGUUGAGAAAAACUACUGGUUCGGUGACAGCAGUGGUUUCUGCAAACGAGGAAGUAAAGCAGGCUUUUGCAGAUGAUUUGAACUCAACAGGUUCUUCACCCUGUGAAUGGUUCAUAUGUGAAGAUGACCAGAGUUGUACAAGAUUUUUUGUUAUUCAGGGUUCCGAGUCAUUUGAAUCCUGGAAAGCAAACCUACUUUUUGAGCCAGUUCAAUUUGAGGGUUUGGAUGUCGUUGUCCAUAGAGGUAUAUAUGAGGCUGCAAAAGGGACAUAUCAACAGAUGUUACCAGAAGUUCGUGCUCACCUAAACUCUAAAGGCUCUCGUGCAAAAUUCCGUUUCACUGGCCAUUCUCUCGGAGGAAGCUUGGCAUUACUUGUAAAUCUUAUGCUUUUGAUAAGGAACGAAGUGCCAAUGUCCUCUCUGCUUCCUGUGAUAACCUUUGGCUCCCCAUCCAUCAUGUGUGGAGGUGAUAGUUUGCUUGACAAGCUAGGAUUGCCACGAAGUCAUGUUCAGGCAAUUACAAUGCACAGAGACAUAGUACCACGAGCAUUUUCUUGCAAUUAUCCACAACAUGUCGCAAAACUACUAAAGGCUGUUAAUGCCAAUUUCCGUAAUCAUCCUUGUCUUAAUAACCAGAAACUAUUAUAUACACCAAUGGGUGAACUUCUGAUUCUACAACCAGACGAGAAUUUUUCACCAAGUCAUCAUCUCCUGCCCUCAGGGAGUGGUCUAUAUCUUUUGAAUGGUCAUCUUUCAGAAUCCAAUGACACAGACAAACAGCUCCGAGCUGCUCAAUUGGUCUUCUUGAACUCACCACACCCACUUGAAAUCUUAAGUGACCGAUCUGCAUAUGGAUCUGGAGGAACCAUACAGAGAGAUCAUGACAUGAAUUCCUACUUAAAAUCUGUGAGAACUGUGAUUCGCCAAGAACUUAACCAAAUCCGUAAGGCAAAGAGAGAGCAACGGAGAAAGGUGUGGUGGUCUCUUGUGGUGCCACGUGGAAGUGAUGCUGACGUUCUUGUUUGGAGGUCCAUUGUAUCGGUCAAUAUGAUUCAAGACCAGCCUCCCUUCUCCGGCAUCUUACAGAAUGGUAGAGAAUCCUUGAAAUGGUUCAGUAGUCUCGUUGCUUCCCAACGUAUGCAUUUCUUUGUAGUGCUCUUGUUUCCUGCACGCUUGUUAUUCUUGGAAGCAUUUAGCCUUAUUAGGUUAAGAUGA